AUGAAGUCGCCAGACGAGCAGGGUGAGGCGCAUGAGCGCAUCAGCCGGAUUUUGGAGAUUGUCAAAGGGGAGAAAAUGCCCAGUACAAAGACAGGAAAAAAACAGGAGAAACUGGAGAAACACCGCUUGCGAAAUGCCACGAAUUCCGAGCGCAAAGCUGGUGGAAACGGCACCGAGAAUCGCCACCGCGGUCGUGAAGGUCGUGAAGGUCGUGAAGGCGGCGAUGGUGAAACUGGUGCUGUGAGUCCCAAGGUUUGGAUGCGGAAAUCCGAAAUGCCUCCAGCUCCUAGUGCUUUGAAUGCCGCGGCGCCGGAAUUCACCCCCUCUUUUCAGAGCUUUCUCACACCAUCGACAGGGACCGAAUCGGACUAUGGCUGUGGAGUCAGUGGAUACUGCGACUCCUAUGACUGGACGCCGGCCGUGGCGACCUGGGAGCCGACCGCCACACUGCCGGAGGUUGUGCCUGGCACUCGUGAAGGAGAAUAUCUUGGCUUGCAAUGCAUCGCAGAGAUGGGUGAGUGGAUUGUUUUUCGUGAACGAAAAGACAACGCCAAGCCCUUCUUUUGGAACAUGUACACAGAGGAGAAAUCCUGGGAUGCCCCAGCGAUUCUCCAAGAGCUUGGUGUUGCAGAGGUACUGCAGAAGUGGUCCCAGGAUUUGGAUGCCUUUGGUAUCGAGCCAAGCCCAGCCUUGCGAAAUCCCCGGGUGCGAAAUCGAGAGCGGAACCGAGAGCGGAACCGAGUGGUGAUUCGUCCUUUCCUGGGACCAGAGGGCUUACAAGCCGUGCGGGAAGAGAUUCAGAAAGUAUGGACCUUGGAGUUCUCAUUGACGAAGGGACUUCCAUGUGGGAUCUCCCAGCGGAUUGGAUCCAUUGGAUUCAUUGUGGAGUUUUCCUCCAGGAUUUGGCACCACGCCUUUCCAAGGCCGCCAGCAUCGCACCGUGGCUUCAAUGCUUUUCACCGGGAGAUUUGUAGGCAAGCCCAUGGCCGAAAGGUGAAUUCUCGCGGCCUUCUGGUGUGUGCACAGCGCAGGUCCUACCACUUUGCUUCGCCUUCGUAUGUGUCAUCUUUUGGGGAAUUCCCUCCCGUGGAUGUGAAGACUUUGAGGAGUGACACAGUGAAAUACUUGGAGAAUUUUGAGUCGAAAGCUUGGUUUGACGACCCAGUGUGCACGUUGAUUCGCGGGCAAGCGCUUAAGAAGGGUGAUACCGUGGACACUGUGGACGCAUUCGGCAACAUCAAUGGCAAGCAAAUUUUGGCGACUCCAGAAGUUGUGAAUCAAGUUGUGGAUCACGUCAAGGGUUUGUCUCCUGGAAAGGACUACCGAGCUGCCAUUCGUCGCAUUGAAGAAAGACUUCUCUCUGAGCAUGCAGCUUUCCUCAUUGGCAAUCAAGCUCUGGACUUUUACAAACAAGAUGGAGUGACAGAGAUUGAAGAAUCCAUCGAAGCAAAUGUUGUGGAGAGGAAGCUCAACGAUUUACUUCUGGAAGAUGAGCUUGCAGGUCGGGUCCGAAUUCAAAGACAUACAGCGCUGGUGGGAUGUGUAUCCAACUUCAGCAAUUUCUUGGACCUUUGCCGCAAGAGCCUGAGAAAUAUCGAGCUGGGGAUCCCAGUGUUGAUACUCUCCAGGUCCAACACCACGCAGCAUAUCUAUCGUUGGGUGCAGCUUCUUCUAGAUGAGAUGCAGAAAGAAGGAGUGGACACGUCUUUGGUGAGUUACGUCUCUUGCAGCAUCGAAGAGCAGCGAAAGAUCAUGUCGCAGAUGAGUCAAAGUCCACUCUAUCUGACGGGAAGUCGAGAGGUUGCUGCAGCCAUUAAGGAGCUGAUGCCAUACACCUUCGCCAGUACAGGUGGCCCCAACACCAUGGUUGCUCCAAAACUUGAUAGCGAGAUCGAAGCAGCAGCCCGGAUGUCUAGUACCAUUGAGAACAGUGGCCAGUGCACAGCCAUGAGGCAUUUGGUGACAGAGUCAAUCCAGGCAGAAGAUUUGAAGAGAAUCUUUGGCCAAGUGGCAGUGACAGAUUCUUCUGCCGAGAGUCUGCGCAAGGGAGCUUUUGAUGCUUUGUUUCGCCAGUGGGCGGCAGGAUUUCAAGCGAAAGAUGGCUAUGAAGUUCUUCCCUCAGCGCCUGGGGCCCAACCCUUGGCAUAUCGAAUUGCCAAAGGCCUCACACCCAACGGAGUGGAGGAACACUGGCGGCGGGUUUACCUGGAUGUCAGUACACCACCCAGGGGAUCUGUGAAAGAUCCAGCCUUCCUGAAAGACCUGUCCAAGUGGUUGACGACAGAGCAGCCAAUUACACUUGCAGUGAAUGGUGAUGACCAGGGAUUCCCCAUCAUGCAACAACUCUUCGAGUCCACCGCUCAAGCCAUUUACAGUGUUGGCCGUGAGGGCAAACCUGCGCUCACAGCACAGGCAAGACCACAGGACGGAGAAAUCUUUGGCGAGUUCCCUCCACGUCGUGAGAUGCGAAAAUUCACCGCUGGCCCCGUUUUUGUUCCUUCCAGUACACCCACAUACAUGGCACGCUACGAGCCAAAGCACUUGGCGGAGGCUGCUCAACGAGAAAGAUCCCAAAGUAGUGGAGCUCGUCAGCUACUUCAAGCCGUGGGCAAGGCUGAGCUGCGCGGUUAUGCUGUGCUUUUAGCGGAAUAUCUCAAAGAGAGCUGUGGGGCCAAGCAGGGCUUUGGCAAUCGCACCACUCUGUGGGGACUUCAGCGUCCGCCUCUGCGUGAUGUUUCCACUCUACUCCGUGUGCGAGCUUCGGACGAGUUGGACGCGGUCAUCUUGCAUCUCAUGCCUUUCCUGCUGACCAAUGCCAAGGAAGGCUUGGCGAUUUCUAUUGCAGCUGAUUGCAGCGCGGAGAUGAAACAAGCCAUCAGGAAAGCAUGUGAAAAUGUGCCAUGUCAUGAGGAAGACCAUGGCUCUUUCGAGCAGCGCUGCCAGAGCAGCGAGCCAUGGAAUAGCGUCGAUGUUGAUCCAGCUGUGGUGGAGGAGCUUCCACUCGUGGAUCAUUUCGUCCUGAGGCUGCUGCCGAUGGGACACAUCAAGUCAGCCUGUCAAGAUGACAAGGACUUUGUGAAAGCCUUCGAGAACUCGCCCAAGUGGCUGAAGUUCACUGCAUGCCUCACCGAAAUUGGUGUGCCUUGGUGUGUUGGCGACAAUCGGAAAAACCAUCGGAAACUGCGCGGAACUUUAGCAGGUCAAGUAAAGGGCAUCUCGCCAGCUCGGUCUCAGGGCUUGAUUGUGUCAGAUUCUGAGCUGCCAGCCUUGGAGGCACUGGCAGCAGUUUUUGCGUCUCAGACUGAGGACGCGAAGCUCACGUCUGCAGAAUACCGUGAGUUGGUCCAAGAGGUCACAACGUGUGGGGAGCUUUGCGAUCGCGUUGACCUUGCAACGCAGGUCUACGCAAAAGGCUCUCAUCUCCUCUGUCAUGAUGAUGUGAUUGGCACUCGAAAGGUUGUUCCCUCUUCGCCAGUUCCAAAGCCAGCUCAAAGCGCGAGGUUUUUCAAUCGGCAGAGCUUCAGGGAGUGCGGCUUUGUGCUGGGUCUGGUGGGAGUUCUCUCUGCUGGAAGCAAAGGCUCAAGAGGCUCAAGUCGUCUGGCACGAAAGCAGGGUGCCAAAAGCGAGGAGUUGUCUCAUGAGGAUUAUGACAUUCUACUGAUGAAGGCAGGUUUGAGAAACCUUCUGGGUGUGGAAGAGAAUCGAAUGGCAAGGAAGCUGGAGGAAGCCUGCAAAGCUUCGAAAGAUUUGGAGCGCUGUUUGUCAGACCAAGAGGUCACUCACAAAGUCCUUCAGGACGAGGUGGAAGAUCUCACAAUGCGACUGUCGGCAGUGCAGUCGGACAACGAUGCCCUGAGGGCAGAAAAUCAAGAGCUGGCUAAGCAGGUGAGCACAAUGAAGGAAGCUGGUGCAGUGAUCAAGGCCAAAAACUCUGAGCAAUGGGCAGCCCAAAAGGCUGCUGAAAAUGAACGUGACAAGGCAAUACUGGAGCUGAAUAACAUGAAAGACCAGGCAGAAGCCGCACAGAUCAAGGCUGACAGCCAGGUGAAACGCUCCAAGGCGGAGCUUGAAGCCAUGCGAGCCGAGAUGAAAGAGUUGAAGGCAGAGCUGCAGGAGGCCAAAACCUGGCUUCAUCAGGAGAAGACAGUGAAGGUGAGAGGCGAAUGCCAGAGCCCGCCAGUCUGCGAGGUGUCUUUCAUCUACUACAUGACAGAUCCUGAAGAGGAGAUCCUGGAAUUUUCUGCUGCCAUUGCUGCCAUUGCUGCUGUUCAUCCCAUUGCGGGUCAACAUUCACCAGCCAUGGGCAAGCGUCGUGGCUGUCCAGCCUGGGCCAAAGUGACCAGCAGGGGUGGUCUUCCCAAAGGAUGCUUGGACAUGCCAGAAGCGGCGGAUGGUUCAUACCCAACAGGAAUCACAUCACAGAGAGCAGAUUUUAUCCAACUGCCCAAAGUGGAUGAUGCUGCUCCUGCCGGAUGCUAUUCUGGAUGUCCUGCGCAACAUUUGAAGUUGCAGCCGAAGUUCUCCCUGUUUGAAUGGACCGAAAAGGUGACUCCUCUGGUCACGUCAACUACAACUCCGUUGCCAACGCCAUCUGUUCCGGCCGAAUGUGGAAGGAGCGCAGAGAUUUUCCUCGGUACAGUCGGUGCAGACAUCGCCGAAGCCCGCUCCAAUCCGGCGCAUCCAGCGUGCUUGGCAUUUGAGGUGAACGCAUCAAGACCUUUGAGUGAAUUCCGCGUUACCGGGGGCUCAACGAGCUCAACUCGUGGUUGUCCACGCUGCAAAGAAAAGGGCAACAAGUCCUUGUCCAAGCUAGGUGCCUUGAGUUUUGGAGCUCCAACUGAGUUAACUGCCUCCGUUUCUACCUGCAUGUCAAGCUGGUCAAGAGUUAAAUGA
Messenger RNA from Cladocopium goreaui, 4893 nucleotides. NCBI's taxonomy places the organism in Eukaryota, Dinophyceae, Suessiales, Symbiodiniaceae. The record is from the annotation of a GenBank genome assembly.